Molecule: messenger RNA, 594 nt
Organism: Erythranthe guttata (spotted monkey flower)
Lineage: Eukaryota; Viridiplantae; Streptophyta; Magnoliopsida; Lamiales; Phrymaceae
Biological process (GO): DNA repair; telomere maintenance
Molecular function (GO): DNA helicase activity
Source: RefSeq, a predicted model, not a curated record
AUGACCAGACCGGAAUAUAUGUUGGAGUAUUGUUGGAAUGAAUUCACGGAGGACAUUGCGUACAGACUGCAACAUUGUCGUACCAAUUUAGGUCCAAAUGUGUCCGACGAUACUCUGAGAAACUAUGCUUUGAUCGAAAUAGAAAACAUAUUACAAAGCAAUAACAAAAGCUUGAGUAACUUUCCCCCAAUGCCGAUCCCGAUUAGGUCGAUGGCGGACGUCACGGUAAAUGGAUUGGUUCUCGACGAGUUGGACUAUAACGUUGAUGCGAUGCGUGAAGAACUUAAGAAAUACCUUUCAUUCAUUUCCUAUGACCAGAAAAAAGUGUUCGAUGAUAUCAUGGAGGUUGUUAUAAAUGACAGAGGUGGACUGUUCUUUCUUUAUGUGCAUGGAGGAACGAGAUUGAAUUUCAUAUGGAAAACUUUAUCGACUCAUAUCCGUUCAAAAGGCAAAACAGUUAUAAAUGUUGCUUAUAGUGUCAUUGCUUCGCUUCUACUUCCCGGUGGCAGAACCGUGCAUUCGAAAUUUGGACUGCCAAUAAUUGUACAUGAGAGCUUAACAUGCAACAUCAAACCACAAAGUCCACAUGCAUAA